Diprion similis is the source of this 1206-nucleotide messenger RNA. Its product is annotated as piggyBac transposable element-derived protein 4-like. Lineage: Eukaryota; Metazoa; Arthropoda; Insecta; Hymenoptera; Diprionidae. Bases 1 to 1206 code for a protein of 401 amino acids. The transcript has 3 exons. The record is from RefSeq and is a predicted model, not a curated record.
AUGGAUAAUAAUAACUAUUGUGAUGGGAAUGUAGAGUUGAGUGAUAGUGAAGAUGCGUUUGAUUUUUCAUUAUCAGAAGAUAUUGUGGAAGACUAUGUCGAUGAUAAUUCUGACUCUUCAAGUUGUGGUUCCGAAAUUAUACAACCAAAGAGACGACGAAUGGUCGUUAUUGAAAGUGACAGUGAAGAGUCGUCGGAAGACUUAGAUGAAUGGCGCGAUGUCACAGAAGAAUUAGAUAUUCCGGAUAGAAUACAUUUAAGUGUAUCGCCAAAGAAUAAAGAAAUAUCUAGUCAUUCUAUUUGGAAAACGUGGCGUGCGGUGGAAGAGGGUGAGUUUUGGGCUUUUAUUGGAGUUAUUAUCAAUAUGGGUAUGAUACCCUUGGCGAAUAUGCAGGAUUAUUGGUCAAUCAAGGAGAAUAGUCACAUCCCUUACUUUUGUAAAAUAUUUACAAGAAAGAGAUUUAUGCAGAUAUUCUGGAUGCUGCAUUUAAAAACACCGGAUCCUGCGAAAAAUGACAUUAGAACACGCAUUCAACAAGCAUCUAAUGUUUUGGAAUAUAUGAACUCAAGAUUUUCAGACUAUUUCAUACCUGGAGAAAACAUAUGCGUUGACGAAUCUGUAGUUAAAUUCAAAGGAAAGAUAAGCUUCAUCACAUACCAUCCCAAUAAGCCUAUCAAGUGGGGCAUUCGAAUAUACGUUCUAGCAGAUUCCGAAACUGGAUAUGUGUACAGCAUUCUUCCGUAUUAUGGAAGCAUCACUUCUGAGAAUCUUUCAAGGCCAGAUUCACUGGCCAGCACCAGAAUUACCCUGCAUCUGUAUUACACUAGUAUACCCUUAUCUCAAGAAUUAAGAAAAAUGAAAUGCCACUUGACCGGUACCAUACAAAUAAACAGAGAAGGUGUUCCAACAAGUUUGAAUAAACCAAAAUUAAAAGAAAAAAAAACUGUCGCAUACAAACAAGGCAAUACAAUGCUCUUAGCUUGGAGGGAUAAGAGAAUAGUAACGUUAUUGAGUAACUGGCAUAAUGCUGGAAUGAUAACCACUAAUAUAUUUAUUCGAGGUGGUACAAACGAAGUGAUUGAAAAGCCAAGUGUAGUUGUCGGGUACACAAAGUCCAUGGGUGGUGUUGAUCGGGCUGAUCAAUACGCCUCCAGUUAUUGCUUUUUGAGGAUCUCACUUAAGUGGUGGCGAAAACUAUUCUUUUAG